This is a messenger RNA of Apus apus (common swift), 18385 nucleotides long. It is a transcript of the gene SEPSECS, whose product is annotated as Sep (O-phosphoserine) tRNA:Sec (selenocysteine) tRNA synthase. The coding region runs from base 168 to 1628 and encodes 486 amino acids. NCBI's taxonomy places the organism in Eukaryota, Metazoa, Chordata, Aves, Apodiformes, Apodidae. The record is from RefSeq and is a predicted model, not a curated record. The transcript is spliced from 11 exons. Gene Ontology annotation, molecular function: O-phosphoseryl-tRNA(Sec) selenium transferase activity; tRNA binding. Gene Ontology annotation, biological process: selenocysteine incorporation; conversion of seryl-tRNAsec to selenocys-tRNAsec.
CGCAGCCGCCGGGAGGGGAGGGGCCGCUGCGGCGCAUGCCCCGCGCGUCUCUCCCCGGCGGGAGCUGAGCCGGGGUCCGUUCGGCCGCCCCGCACGCCGCCCCGCGCCGUGCCCGCGCUGAGGGGUAGCGGCGGCAGGAGCCCGCGGGGGCCGCCCGCGCCGCGGCCAUGAACGCCGAGAACUUCGCCUCCGGCGAGCGGCUGGUGACGGCGGCCUACGUGCGGCAGGGGGCGCAGGGCCGCCGCGGCCACGAGCUGCGGCUGCGGGCCCUGCUGGAGCAGGGAAAAUGUCCUGAAGAUGGAUGGGAUGAAAGCACCAUUGAACUGUUUCUUCAUGAGCUCGCUAUCAUGGAUAGCAAUAACUUUCUGGGCAACUGUGGUGUGGGUGAGAGGGAAGGAAGAGUGGCAUCAGGACUCGUUGCCCGAAGGCAUUACAGGUUGAUCCAUGGAAUUGGAAGGUCGGGUGAUAUUUCUGCAGUCCAGCCCAAAGCUGCAGGGUCUAGCCUUUUGAACAAACUUACUAAUUCAGUAGUUCUGGAUAUUAUAAAGCUGGCUGGUGUCCGGACAGUGACCAAUUGCUUUGUGGUUCCUAUGGCAACUGGCAUGAGUCUAACUCUGUGUUUUUUAACAUUGCGGCACAAGAGACCAAAGGCCAAAUACAUUAUCUGGCCACGUAUAGACCAGAAAUCUUGCUUUAAAUCAAUGAUAACUGCAGGUUUUGAGCCUGUGGUGAUAGAAAAUGUAUUGGAAGGUGAUGAGCUACGGACAGACAUUGAAGCAGUGGAGGCUAAAAUCAAGACUCUUGGUGCUGAAAAUAUUCUUUGUGUGCAUUCUACAACAUCUUGCUUUGCUCCAAGGGUACCUGACAGACUGGAGGAACUGGCUGUGAUUUGUGCUAAUUAUGACAUUCCCCAUAUUGUCAACAAUGCGUAUGGCGUUCAGUCUUCAAAGUGUAUGCAUCUUAUCCAGCAGGGUGCUCGAGUUGGCAGAAUAGAUGCUUUUGUUCAGAGCUUGGACAAAAACUUUAUGGUUCCAGUAGGUGGUGCUAUCAUUGCUGGCUUCAAUGAGUCCUUCAUUCAGGAGAUCAGCAAAAUGUAUCCAGGAAGAGCAUCUGCGUCUCCUUCCUUAGAUGUCCUCAUUACACUUCUGUCUCUAGGUACCAGUGGCUACAAACAGUUACUGAAAGAGAGAAAGGAGAUGUUUUCCUAUCUUUCAAGUGAGCUGAAGAAGCUGGCAGAUACCUACAAUGAGAGACUGUUAGACACACCACAUAAUCCCAUUUCCUUAGCCAUGUCACUGAAGAAUCUAGAUGAAAAUAAUGGUGCUGCUGUUACAGAGCUUGGAUCUAUGCUUUUCACAAGACAAGUUUCUGGAGCAAGGGUUGUUCCGUGUGGAUCUGUGCAAACAGUGAAUAACUAUACUUUUAAAGGCUUUAUGUCACAUGCAAAUGACUAUCCCUGUGCUUACCUUAAUGCUGCUUCAGCAAUUGGAAUUAAAAAGCAAGAUGUAGAUAUAUUCCUAAAAAGACUCGACAAGUGUUUGAAGACUACUAGAAAAGAAGCAAAGAAAGAAAAAAGUGUAAAUGAAAUAAGUCAUUCUAACACAGACACAGAACAACUUGAAGACUAGAAGAUACCAUUUCAGUAAUGCAGGAAGAAAUGCUUUUAAGUAUCUCAGGUUUGUAUUGUGUUAGCAUUGUGAAUCUGCAGUGCAGAAAAUUUAUUCCUGAUCUGCAAACAAUAACAAAAAAUUAGUUGGGUGAAACUCAGCUUUAAAUAAAGUAGGUGAUACUCUCCCCAAGACAGGGCCAGACGUAAGUUUUUGCAGUAUAUAAAUAUCUGACUUAAUAUCUGCCAAAGUGAUGCUUAACAUUUACAAAGACCUUGAGCUGGCCUUUCAGUCUGUGGGUGACUACGUGGACCAGUGUUCAGCAAAUCACAGAAUGCUUUUUCACGUGUUUUUGAUUAACAAGGUUUCCCAUGGCUGGGAUUUCAUUCUUUCCUGGGUAUAGACUAUCCAGCAAGAAAUGUUUCACAGCUCUCAAAACCUCUCUUGCUUCUCACCAGCAUACUUGCCACUUUUAAUUUAUUUUCAAAGAUCUAUAUAAAUGUUGGAAUAGCCCUUACUAAAUACUAUGUUAAAACUGCACAAGGAAAUGAUAGAGAUGGAAUAGUGGUGGUUUUCACUACUUCUUUUCACCAGUAGUGUUCUCACCCCUGAUGAACUGCCUAGAACAAAGCAGCCCUCAGUGGCAAAGGAAAACAGAAUGCCUCAUGUCCUGUCAGUUCUCAGCUUUUGGAAACAUUUGUAUAGUUGAGCAACCCAAAGGAAUUUUAAUAAUUAAAGUAAGGAGUUGUGGAGUGGAAAGGUACAAUCAUCUUUUUUUGUUCCUUAUUUUUGUUCUCCCCUUUUUUCCAUUUCAUCUUUUCUGUGAUAGAGUGAUCAGGUCAGAGACCCACUGAAAGGAGGAAUGCCUUGUGGGAUUAAUGCAGUAUUUUCAAGAGCCAGUGAGACCCGAGGGUAUUUUGGCAUUUUUAGUCCAUUGUUAAAAUUUAUAGACUUCCAUUUCUGAAAUGUCUCUUGCCAUUGGCACUGUUGCUUCUGUCGCUGUGUGUGCAGUUGCUGAUUUGAGUUCAUUAAGCAAACAAUAGAUUCAGUCUGUUCCUGAAACAAAGGUUCUGUGUCACUGGAGUGACAGUGCUAUAGGUUGCAAAACUUUUAGUUACUCUUAAAUCCAGUUACUACAUUGGAUGUAGUUUUUAUGUCAUUUACUAUUCAAAGUGAGCUUAAUGUUCCAAGACAUUGUCUUUGUCUCUCUCUAAUGUAGUAAUACUUGGGACACCACAAUUAAUGAGUUCUAAAUGUCAGGAAAUAUUCAAGCUACUUUGGUGGGAUCUGAGACAUCUAUCCUUCAGAGCCCUCUGUAAAUUGCUUAAUCAAAAUAGUGCUGCUUUUGAAAGGAUUGUCUAUCCAACAUGUUCAAAUUAGUUGUUACAAGGGGUGAUGUUAAUAUGUAGAAGUUAAUAGAAUGCUAAUUAUCAUUAAGCUGCUCUCACUUAGUGAGGUCCAUUAUAUCUUAAGCUUAAAUUGAAUUGCUGCUUCUACAUUGGUAUUGCCACAGUGACACGUGAGAUUAAAGCUUGACAAGGUAUGGCCCCUGGGCUACAGUCACAGUUGUUUCUUGCUGUACAAACACAUUCUAGGAGAAAUGUAAUUUAACUUGGCCACUGAGUCCUUGUGGCUAUAAGGAUAUGUAAAUUUCUCUCCUUUUUUUUUUUUUUUUUUUUUCCCCCUCACCAGUUUUUCCAGCCAGUAAAGCUUUUCCCCAAGCUUGGGAGCCAAAGCUCUGCAGCUCACUGCCUCAGUAUUCAGUAUAUUGGAGCAGCCAGUGAAAACCACAAAGUCCUUAGUGAUACCUUCCUUCCUGGUUUUCAAUACUGCUGUUCUGUGCCUGGAUGACUAUAAAUUACUGAUUUAGAUGACUAGUCACAUUAUGUGAACAUUAGAACUAUUGUUACGAGAGUUUAGGGAGGUGCCUGGUAGCAACUAAAAUAAGCAUUUGAUGAAUAAUAACUUGAAACUGAAUAAAGAAAAGCGCAGUUGCCUUCCCUGAGAGGAAGAAGCCUCUGCUUUUUAUGGUCUCAUAAUAAAUUGUCUGCUGCAAAUAAUUCACUCACUUCUACUGUAGACUGAACUGCUUUCUCAGGUAGUGUUUUGUCUGUCUUUGAAAUGUCUCUGCAAACCAGUAUCCGGGGAAAGAAUUAAGUGGUUUGCUUUGAUUUUGACAUUUUCUUAAUAAAAACCACAAACCUCCCAAAAAAUGGAACAAAAUAAUUUAAGAUGAUGGCUUUAGUUUAAAAAAAAAAUAAAAAAAAAUUUGUGUCUUUAAAGUUCUCCACAAAUCUUGGUGAUGCCACCUGACGUAUGGAAAUUUAAAAUAGUCUGAGACAUGUUCCCAAUCAUGAUGUAUAAACUCUUGAACUCUCGUUAUGUUGCUUUAGUCAGCUGUUGUGCCAGUUUGCUGUUUUAUUUGCUUGCUUUGUCCCCAUAAAUGUCUUCAGUUGUAAUUAAUACAAAUUUUUUAGAGACAGAAGCAUUAUAUAAUGUCACUAUAAAUAAAAUGACAUUAAGUAAUUCAAAUGGCAAUAUACUUUCAAGUAAAUGGAGACUUGGUUAUCUGUGGUAUAUAUGACAUGGGAGAUUCAGUAGAUGAUUAACAGUAUUUUUCAAGGAAAAGUAUAAACCACUUAUUCUCUGUUCACUAAUAUCUAUAAUAAAGUAGUGAAAGAAUACCGGAACCUAGAGCUUAUGAGCAGAGUUUUCAUUUCCUUUGUAUAGCAGAUAAGGGGAGAUGUCAUGGCUACAGCAGGUCUUGCCCACUAACAGUAAUUUGCAAGAUGGUAAUGGGCAUAAAUUUGACAAAAUGCAGAGUAAAACAAAUAUAUCAACAAUAUUUGCCUACUAUGAAGUUCUAAGAUUGUACAGUGAAGUAAGAAUCUUAAUUAACUGUGCAGCCCUUUUCCUAAUCUCUACAUAAGCACAUGUCACUAAAGGCUUCCACAUAGCUCAGAAAUCUGCAAGAGACAACUUGCCAUCUCCAGCAUUCACAUUAUUAGUGAGACAUGGAGGAAGGCUGCCUGGGCUUCAGAGCAUCCUUGGGGUUUAUACAGCAAGGAUCCUUAGUAGAAACACCAGGAACAGAUGCCCAUUUAGUAAGGCUAUCUCACAGCUGCUAUUUAUGUAGCUACCUGUCUCCAUCAUCUUUUAGGUCACAGCACGUAGUUACCAGUCGCAAACAGGAAAAAGCAAGCACUUCAAAUAUUCCGCAAGAGCUGAGGGUACAGAAAGAGAAGUUUUAAGAGGUUACCAUUCUUGCUGCCUGGUCUGCUACUUGAAGUUAACGCCCUAUAGCACAGGUAGCAAAGUGACCUGUUUGCGUGGCAGCUACUGCAGUUAAUACAGUAUUGACAGAUACUGAAACUGGGGUCUGUUUGAGCAUUGCAAGUAUGAGAAGCAGUGGCUGUAGAGCUAGGACAUUUCCCACUCUGCUUCUGCAAAACAUGCAUUCGACAGAUACUUGCUCAAAUUGCUUCAGUCUGAAUCACCCAAGUGACUUUCCUCCCUUAUGGUGCCUGUAACUGCUCUGCUUGGUGAGCUUUUCUGUCCCUCUGAUGUUGGAUCUUAUGUUAUCUGGAUCUAUAUAUGUGGAAGAAAUGAAGGAGCAGAUGAGCAUGCCUUUAAAAAUAGCACUGGAAUAAUAUAGUGCAAGCAAACUGACACAGAAUGACCCAUCUCACAGGCUCACUCUUAGUUUACUUCUUUUGUAGUAUCUGAGAUAAUGAGCAAAACUGAGGACUGUUUGAGCAUAAUACUGCCUACCCACACUUUGUUCAUAAUGAUUGCCUAAGAUACAAAGCAAAUAAAAUCUACCAGAUGCAGCAAAUUCUCUUGAGCCUAAGAAAGCAAAAUUGUAAUGUUGCAAAUGUAAAUGCUGGCAUUGCAGCUUAAUACACAUAUAAACCGAGCAAUCUAUAUUGUGUUAUCAUCAUUUUUUAAGAAAGGCUGGAGCCCAGAGACUAGCAAAUGUUCUCAUCUGCAGUGUAUCAGCACUUCUCAGUCUUCAGCUGCUGUGUAGAUAAUAAUUCUAAUUGAAGAAUCAUUACAUUAAUCCAUAUGUGAAUGAUAGAUGGGCUAUAGCCUUUUGUUUGUGAUGCUUUAAAAACUGAGUUCCUCUUUUGAUUUUUAUAAGGGGUGAUUAGAUUGCCUUUUUAAAAAAAUGUAACAUUUUAACCAACCUGGCCUGACAGGAUUUGGAAUCUGAAGGAGAAACAUUUUCUGUAGCUGACAAAUUUUUUAAACAAUAGCUAUUUAAAUGUUUCAGUUGGGUUACAAAGUGACACUCCACAGAGAGAACCUUAGUUCAAACAGUUUGAAUUCUGAAACCAGUGCUGGAAAAAUUGUGCUCUAUGUGCUCUGUAAUAAUUGAUCUUCAUGUAUUAUACUUUUUCCUUCAAAGGUAACAGCAUACACUUUAGUGCAGUUUAGUAAUUCUUUUUAAAAUCAUAGUUAAAAGGCAUUUACUCUGUCACUCAUCAAGCAUCUGUCAUAUCAAAGUACUAGUAAUAUGUUUAUCUUGAUGGAUAAACUUCAGUGUUCUGGACUAAGUUCAGUGUAACUGGAUCAAGCUUUCAGUUCUCCUUUGGGGAUCCUAAAGUCACAUUCAUUAUCUAAUUAAGAUCGAUGUGAUAAUUAUAUCUGCUGUUGAACAGGAGUCUUUCAUCAUACCACAUUUCAACUAAAUUCUUUAGUGUGGCAUCAAAGCUGAUCCAGUUCAGAUGCUGAAUUGCUUUCUUAACAUGGAUGGGGAAAUUUAAUUUGCCUUUAGAUCCUGGAUUCAAACACAGGCUGAGUCAGCUAUAGCAAAAUUAUAACUGCUAUUUUUUUUACCUAAUAUGAAUAGAAAUGCAGUACUUUCAGCUGGAUGCUGCCUUUCCUGUUACUUAUUUUCUAAGAGCUGCAAACAUUAGGCCACCUACCAUCUGACACUUGCUGUGAGUUGUGGGGGGAGGAUGUUAGUCUUGUAAAAAUAACAUGAUAGCAACAGAGCUGUGUGCAUUAUUAGUCUUUAGACAUCCCAGGUAGGAAUACACCACUUCAAUGGGAAUUCAAGACCAACAUGUAGUGUUGCUACUGAUUCUUUCUCUCCAAAAGCUGUUUCUCAGGCUCAUUUCUUGUGAUUGAAGGGUACCCAAGGAGCACAUAGCCAAAAUACAGGGAAAAGGAACAAGGAACAUUUUGGAAGGUUUCUAGCUUGGCUAUACAUGUCUGGCUUUUGCUAUGUAUGAAGCUUAUAUUGCUAUGUAAACUCUUGAAAAAAUGUUUGCAGCCAUUCCCAUCCCUUACCUAAGGUGCUUCUGAACUGAAUUCAGUGCAGGGCCACCCCUGGAGGUGCUGGGGCAGGGUGUGCUGCUCCAACACUGCACCUGACCCACCACUCUCAGGUAGCAAUAAGGUCUGGCUGCAGGAGGAGAAUGUGAUGCCCAAGUGGGGGAAAGCAUUCCUGCUUUGCUUGGAUGCUGGACUGCCAAGUAGAUGUGACAACUAGAACCAGCUUGCAGACACCAAUACUGUUGAGCAGUUUUCUGGAGCCUGAGGAACUGCAGAUAGGAGUGCUUAGUUUGAUCUGUAGUAUGUCAAGUAAGGAAUGUAGCUAUUCAGAGAAGAAGAAUUUUCAAGUGUAACUACAGAGCAAAAACCUGCAACAGAUUGUAUAAACUCUUGAUUUAAAGACAAGUUGUCAUACUACUCUGUGUUUUCUUCUGGUUCUCCCUCUAAUUAAGCUAUAAUGCAGAUUCUGGCUUCUGAUUUUAUACAGCAUUUAUUUCAUUAGCAGUAGAGACAUUGGCUUAGUGGGUGGGAGGACUUGGGAUACAGUGCAAUACACAUUUUUUUAAUGGAAGGUAGGGAAAGAGUCUAGGAAGUUUAUAAAAAUAGAAAUAGCUUGAGAUGCUUGCUGUGCAGUUGGGGGGGUAGUGAGUCCAGCAGAAUCUGCGUAGGCAUAGUAAAGUCUUGGCCCACUGCACAGUGCAAGGAUAGAGAAUACUGUCAAAAUACAGCUCCAUGGCAUCGCAAUAGUAGGCUGCCCUCUAAUAGUAAUCAUUUCCAGUGCACUGUUCUUCCCUCACCCUGCUGAGUAUUUUGGGUGUUUUUUAAGGAGACUGUGCUAAUGCAUCAGCAAAAGGCUGAGGAGGGGGAAGGAUUGCCUACCACAGUGUUGCCAUCCCCACUGAUGCAGAACUUCACAUGCAAGAAGUUGACUGGAGCACACAAAGGCAGCAGGUGCAAGUACACAUGCCAUUGGCUUUUUUUGUUGAAGGGUUUAUCAUCAGUAAAUGGAUUUGAAUAUAAAAAAAUUUUAAUAAUGAUAUAACUGAUGCUAUUAAAGCUCAAGCUCGUAUUCCAUGCAGAUGGCACAAACCGUCACGCUCUGGUUUUCCCUUCAGUUUUGUUUCUAAAAAUUUCAGCUGAGUAUUAAAUCUGUGUCAGGGCGUGUGAGGUUUCAGAAGAGUUGCACACCAUAUUGAUCUUCUAGCCAUAGAUAGUCUUGUUGACCGACACCACACAGUUCCUCUCUCUCUCUCUGAAGGCAUGGUUAGGAAUUUCAGCCUCAUUGGCUCCAAGUGCUUUUGAAGUGAGGUAUUCCUCACUGACUUUGUGUCUUCAGAGUCUGUUGUGCCUUUGUAGGCUACAUACACUGUUCACAGUGCCUUGCUGUGACUUCAUGCGGUGACUUCUGGAUCCAUGGUCUCAUUUACAGUUUCUGAUCUCUUUUCACAAUGAGAUGGGCUGGAAAACUUUAUUACUCCUACACCCUUACCAUUAAAAGUAGUGGUGAGUGAAAUACUACUGGCACCAUCAGCGAGACUGUCAGGCAUGUGUGGGUUUGCUAAUGGAGCGAAGGCGGGCAGGGGGUGUCUCAGCUAUGGUAGCUUUCUGCUACCAAUAAUGAAAUACUGUUGCACCACUGAGUGUGGCAGGUAAUGUGGUGGCCCUUCUGUGGGUGUGAGCUGGGCAGAAGUGAACUGUGCAGCUGGCCUUGAGUUGUUUGGCCUGCUGAUCCAGAAGGGGUUUGUAGUUUUUCUAGAUGUGAUGGCUCUGCAGUGGGCUCAGAAAGAAGAGGCAAUAACAAUAUAUUUUUGUCAGGGACGCAAGUAGCUGUGACUCACAAGGCUCCUGGGGCACCAUUUAGCAGAGUUAAAAGAUGCUGUUUUCAUUUAGUUGCUAUAUGACUACAUUUCUGAGUCUCUGUUCACUUUGUUCUUACAUAAUCCCCUCUUCCUGCAUUUACAGGCCCUAAUUUUCCCCUACCUUGCAUUUUCUGUUAGGUUUUUACAUCUGUGUGAGUGGUGGUAAAACUCAGCUCUUUUUAUGUGAUAGCAUUUAGCACAUAUGCUGUGUUUACUUGGCACAAGCAUAGAAGGCCAUAGCAGGGGCAAGGCAGUGGGGAAUCAAGCCAGUUGUUUACAUCUUCCUCCAAAGGGCUGGUGGGUCAAACAUCCUUCUCCUUGUCCACAGUGCUCUGCCAUUAACAGCUGUUAGUGAGUGUUGGUGCAUCAUAUUUUUUUCCCCUUGAGGCUGAGCACAUUAUCUCUACAACAUGCCAGCACCUUGCUGGGAACAUGCCACAGUUCUGUUUUCAGAGUGUUUUGUUAAUGCUAGUGACCUUGGUGGUGUGACCACAACACCUGCUUUACCUGAUAAGAUCAUUAAUUUUUUUCUCUGCAGCCUUUGUGUUGAGCGUAAGCAAAUCUUCAUUUCUACCUGGAAAACACUGCCCAACCAUCAGCUUACCAGAGCACUGACCUGUAUCUCCCGGUAUUUUUUAAGGCGUUAAAUAGGCAAUUAGGAGAAAUCACUUCAAUAAAAGCAGAAUGAACACAAGCCUCUCCUUAGAGGCAAUGGAGCAAGACAGUAUUGGAAUCAAUUGUGCAGCCUUUCAGCUGUCACUCUGCUGCUGCAGCAGCUGUCUGUCAGUCGAGGUGACAGCGGAGAGCUGAUCUAUACUCCUCUCUGAGCUACAGAGAUAAGCUGCACAUGCACAAUGAACGUGCUCCCAAAAUAAACACAUUGGGAAGAGCAGGGUAUUUUUUAAUGAUAAAUCCUCUUGCCCUGCUAACAAUUCCUCCUUCCCCCUCCUUUGUUGAUUUACCAGGUUGCUGUCACCCCUUGCCUCUUUUCUUGCAGUGGCUGUGUGUUCUCCUUUUGCCUUUUACCUUGUGGGUUUGUUUUUCUGCAUGCUGCUGCCUUGUAUGUCAGCGGCAGCAUCUCACCUCCUGCUGCAUCCCACCUCCUGCUGCAUCCCACCUCCUGCUGCAUCCCACCUCCUGCUGCAUCCUUUGGUCAAGGUAGGUCCUGUCCAUGGAGGAGACACAGAUGGUGCUGCCUUCCAGGCAGGGCCAUGGCUGCAGCUGGUGUCCUUAAAGUGCUGAUGGGAAUUGCUCAGAAAAGGUUUAAAUAGAUUUGAAACUCGGAGAGGAGUAGAGGAGCUUUAACUCCUGAGCUUCUAAUUCAAGCCAUACCCCAGUCCUUUGCACAGGAAGGACUCUAUGGUUUUUGUAUUUCCUUUUGCUUCUUUGUUCAUCAGGCAUAAGUUUAUUAAAUGAUAAGGUGGCUUCACCUUUCCUCUCUACAUUGUUUGCUCCAGUUUUGUUGUUCCACUACAGGAAUUCUGAUGUUAUUUGCAUGUAAGGGGCGAUCCUGAAGCUCUUCUCUCUUCCUCACUCCUGUGUUGGGUGUAGAUAAACAGAUUUCCUUGGCACAAAUCCUGUGCUGUGGGACUUUCUAUGUGUUCCCAUGCACAACUAUAUCCUGAUCAUAUGUCCUACAUGACAGGACUGUUCAGGCUGCUCUGCUAUCCAGUCAUGCUGGGGUUAAGGUUGCUCCUGUGCUUCUGCCUUGCUCUACAGUAACAGGCAUUUAUUUGUGUUUAGGAAGCUGAGAGUCUUGAGUGACCUCAUUUCCUCAGUAAAAUAUAGCAGUGUAAGCAUUGUGUCAUGGAAGUGAAGGGGACGACAGUGGCUCAGAAGAUUGAUUGUGUCACUCAUCCAGACUAAGAGCACAUACAUCAUUAAGGACUUGCUUCAAGGCCUUUCAAAAAGACCAGCAGAAACUAGCAGCUGGCAUAAAAAGAGGAAAAGCUGAUCUCUGAGAAACGUUUACAUGUAUAAAAAAAAAACCACAACCAAAUCCUAAAUCUUUUCAUUUUAAAAUGUAAUUUCAUUCUUUUUUUUAUGAUCUUGGUUGUACAACACUUGUAUGUAUUUUUCAGUUUUGUAUGAGGUCUACAAAGCUUGAAAUUGCAAGCAUUUAUUUCUCCAUCAUUCUGUGAGAUAGAGCCAAGUAAGUGUCAUUCCCAUUUUAUAGGUGAGAAAGUAAAGACAGAAGGAUCACUUCCAAGUGCUAAUUGCCUUUCAUGUAGCUGUGCUAGUUGAUGCUGGUUGUGCCCUUAGGUUCUAUCUUGGAAUAGCAGGUCAAAGUCUGAUGCCUAUGACAGGUAGCUCAGGACAUGUAAUGUCCCUGUCCUUGUGUCUUUAAAGUGCAGGUUAGUUGACCUCUUCCCUUUUCAACUGUUUUCUACUUAAACAAGGAUAAAUACAUUUUUGCCUGAAUAAGGUUUGCUAUGGGAUUCACGAGACCAAAUACUGCAUUAUGGGAUAUAUGGGGGUAAAAUCAGCAGCUCCCAUUUUCCAGGGCGGUGGCUUUGACUAGCUGACUCCUUUGAUAAUUUCAAAAGGCCUAAGAUAAAAGGAGCUUAGAAAAGAAAGACCUCUCAUUUCCUUCCAGAGGUACAGUGGAGGAGCAGGGAAGUGACACUGAGCUAUCACUGUUUCUAUAGCUCUCAGUUCAAUGAAUAUGCACUGCCAGAAAAUGCCAGUUUUCAGGCCUGUCAACAGAUAUUUUUCUUAAGUAUUUGAAGUACCUCAGCAAUGAUAUUUACAAAGCCUCUUGCACGCUGCCAAUCCUACCUUUCAAGUCUGGUUUUAGGAAAGUUUAAUACAGCUUCCUUAAAGUUAAGCCAAUAACUUAUCCCCAUGCAAUAGAAGUCCAUUCAUUUUAUAAAAAACGUUUGUUGGGGUUUUUUUUUAAGCUGUUGUGUGUAGCUUUCCAGAAAACAAUAUGUCUAAAGUAAGAUUUUGACAGCAAAAAUUUCAGCACCAUCAGUUAGUUGGAAACAUUCAUUUUCUUUCUGCUUCUAUCUCAGAGCAGAUCUUUCUUUGAUUUUUAACAGGCAGAGAGGGCAGAACAGCAGCAGCAUAUGUUGCAACUAUACAUAGAGAUUUGCUUUGUUUUCCAAUGAGUUUAUAAUUUCUGUCCAAAUUUAGGGCAUUACUGAGCUCUGGUUUCAAUUUUACUGCAAAGUCUUAACAAUAAAAUAUACAGAAGGCAUACAAAAAUACCUAAAAUUAAAAGCAGAAAUUAACAAAACCAGUCAUUUCUGAGAUAUAUUUUUAAAAAUCCUAAUAGUUUAAUUUAAACUGUUCUCUUAAUAAAAAAUAAGUGCCAUAAAUCCUGCUCACCUUAGCCACACUUAAUCCAUACCUACACCAAAUUUUCCUCAUGAGUUCACAUUUUACAUGAAAGCUUUCAGUACACAAACUCCUUACCAAGACGUUUGUGAAAUCCCAAUACUUUUAAUAGUUAAUGGAAAGAACGACUGCAUUCAGAAAUGUCAGACAUUAAAUAAUUAAGUAAUAGGCAUGUGCAGUAGAGAGAGACAUAGGCUGUGCACUCUGUGUUUCAGACCAGCUUGUGUUUGUACGAGGGCAGGAACAUCAGUAGGUUAUUGAUGGGGUGGGCCAAGCACAGGCAGGUCCCAUCACAAUUCUUCACUCUUGCCUGUGCCCUUUAUUUAACUGAUAGUUAAAUGCAAGAAAGAUAACCAAGGCACAAGAUAAAAUGAUGCUGUUUGGGAAUGCCUUUGAUAAACCCAAUUAGAUGUUAAUAGAGCUUGCAGGAGUGCUGCCUGAUCCUGCCAGCUGCUGACAACCACCAAGUGAACUUCAGGGAAAGCUGAGGCUCUUGCUGGUAGUUGGCACCAGCCUGGGCAACAACCGCAGCUCCUGGUGGAGCUUAAUUGAGUCUCUCCACAUAGGCUUUUCCUGCUAAUGUUUAACCUGUCUGAACUCCAGAUCAGUCCGAUUCCUCUGAGUAGAGGUUUCUAGCCAACAGGCUUGAAAACUAAAAACAGGAUAAAACAAACAAAACAACCCAAACUUAAAAAAGGGCAAUUAAAAGAAGAUGGGUGGCAGGGAAUACACAGAUUUGUACAGUUAAACUGUAGGCUUACUAGGGCAGCAACUCUUAACUGUGUCCAAGUUACAUGUGCCAUUAUAGAAACGCCUUUCUUGUUGGUAACCAUUCAGUAACCAUUCCUACAGCAAUGACAAUUUGUAACUGAAAGCCCCCAGAACACUUAACCCUAGAAGUCCUAGCUCAUUUCUAAACAGCUCCAAAGAGUGCCAAUGCUAUGAUGGAUGGCACCUUACCCAUCUCCUUUCCCGAAAAGUACAAGACUGCCAAUAUUUGUAAGCUUUACUCGCACAGGUCAGCAAAUGUAAUAGGCAAAUAUGCAGAGCAAAAUACAUUUUGAUUGAUUAGACUGGCUUUGGAGGGAAGGCACCUAGUUCUUUAUUACAGAUAUUUAUCUUGUAGUCUUUUCCACUCUGCUGGUUGUUAGUGUGUAUGGAUUCUUUUUCAUGUAUUUUUAAAUACUAAUAAGUGUGAGAGACACAGGAAAGACUUUACAGUGGAAUUUCUCUUAGUUUAAUUGAAAUGAGGUCAGAAAUAACACUGGCCUAAUAAUAUCUUGUUAAGCUCAAUAAUAUGAAUUUUUCCAAGCACUUGGUGCAUUAUGGAGAAUCAACGUAAAGUAUGUCAAAAGAAGUGCGACUAAGAAUCCUAUCUUUAUAAAUAUUUCAAGUGGAUAAAAACUAACACUUUUUUAUCUGCAUAAGCAUGCUUGGUGAAUACACCAGAAUCUUCCCAUCUAAAAUGGUCACCAAGAGGUGGUGCUAACUAUUUCCAAAUUCAAUACAAAGUUCUUCCCCUUUGUUGCACAAGCAAGUUCUUCUGCCUCAUCUUGCCCGCAAGUCUUCCUCAAAGCCUAUUCUUGAUAAAUAUGCAAUUCCCAACAGAUUAAUCUCAUCUUUUCAUGUUUCUUAUUUGCUGCCUUGACCUUUAGUUGCUCUUGUAUGCUAGUCUUUAGGUUUUCCCUGUGCUCCACUUGGUUGCAGCCAACUCUGAAUCAGAAACUUUUAGGAGCAUGAUUCCUGGGCCCAGAACUUUGGCUCCGCUCCCAAAGAGCUUACCUUUGUCUUUGUUCAAAGUUCUUUCAUCUUUACUGUAUUUUUCCAUUCUUUCUGGAAAUGGGACUUAACAUUGCUUCAAAACAAAUAAUUCAUUACACUCAAACUCAUCUUUAGUAGAACUUAUUUAAAAUUCUGCUUUUGAAAGCAAAAGGGAAAAUGUAAAGAAAGGAAAAGGUCAUAUAAAUAUAAAGCAAAGUCAGUUGAAUGGUAUAGACUUAUUCUGGUGACUUCAGUCUUUUAUCUUAAGCAAGGAUAUUCUUUUAGCUCAAUUGAUUUCAGAAUUCUAACUGAUGGGUAUUUUCUGUUUUCAGUGACUGUCUGGUUCAGAGCAGCAUCUCAUUAUUCCAGCCAGCAGAUAUUGUUAAUAUCUAGUAGCAGACAGUGCUAAUUCCCCUGAUGCAAGUCAUGACGUUAGAUUUACAUCAGUGGGGAGAACCAGGCUUGUGGCUACUCAGCUGUCACCGUUGCAGACUACGUUGUCCUAAGCCCUGUGCGGGAGCUGAGAAGUACCAAUGAGCCCUGGACCAGAGCAGGGCUGCAUGAGCCAAGGCUCCAUGCUGAAGAUCAAGUCCCUCCUCAUGUAGCUGUGAUACUCAGGGUGCAUAUUUGCAUUUGUAACAGCUUUUUUGAGCCUCUUUUCUUCUCCAGUGCUGCUUAUAAAAAUACACUUAACACUGAGGAUAUGCUAAGUGGGAAACUUCUGGGUUGUGUCUGGGAGCCUGGGCCUGGAGCGGGGCAUAAACUGUAGGAAGAGCACAGCUGCCAUCUCCAGCACCCCUGCCAUACAGCAUGGCCAGUUCAUGGCUUCAGGUCCCUCUUGAUUCCUGCUAGGGGGUAUGUCUAGGACAGCUGUGCUGGUUUGGUUCUCGCCUGGUUUUGGUAGCGGGGAGGGGCCCCAGGGGUGGCUCCUCCAAGAAGCCACUAAAAGCUCCCCCGGCUCAGGUGGCCAAGGCCGGGUCCUUUAGAAGGACAAGAGAUGCGCCUCCGCGAUUAACAUAUGAAAGAACUGAUAUAAGACCUGAGGAGAGAGCAAGCAGGGGAGAAAGAGCUGUGCGGGAGAGGUGAGAGCAGUGCUGGGGUUGAGAUCCUGAGGCUGGUGAGGAAGAAGGGGAAGAAAGGAGGUGCCCGAGUAGAAGUUCCCCUGCAGCCCAUGGCAAGAUGGCAGGCUGGCCCCCUGCACUCAUGGAGGAGCACAGUGGAACGUUACCUGAAGACUCCAGGAGGGACAAAUGUGGAUUUGCAGCCUGUGAACUUGGAUCUGCAGCUGUGGAGGACCCUGUGCCAAGGGAGUUGGCCUUUCCCGAAGGAGCCCGUGACCCUGUGGGAGGCCCAGGCUGGAGCAGCUCCAGACCUCGUGGGAAGGACUCAUGAAGGAGAGGUUCGUGAAGGACUCUCUCCCAUGGGAAGGACCCCGUGGGGAAGCAGGGAAGAACUGUGAGGAAUCCUUCUUCCCGAGGAGGAAGGAGCGGCAGGAACCACCAGCUUGUGAACUGACUCUAAACCCCAUCCCCUGCCCCCUGUGCUGCUGGGGGGAAGGAGGGAGAGAAACCGGGAACAAAGUGAUUUGGUCCCGGGGAAAGAAGGGAGGGGUGGGGAUAAGGUACUUAAGCACUGCUCUUUGUUUUGACUGUGUCCUGUGUACAUUUGAUUAGUGGUAAAUUAAUUUUUUUUUUCCCCAAGUUGAGUCUGUUUUGCCUGUGACCAUAAUCGGUGAGUGAACCCUCCUUGUCUUGACCCACGAGCUUCAAGUUGGCCUUUGUCCUCCCCACAGUGUGUGUGUGUGUGUGUGUGUGAGAGAGAGAGAGGUGGUGUGUGAGCAGCCACAUGGCUGGUUCUUUGUUGUCUUGCUAGGCCCAAACCAUGACACCAGAACACUUUUGGUAAGACACUGCCUCCUUGGAGGCCUAUUUCCUAAUAAUCAGAAACAAAAAAAAGCCAUGGGUGCCUCAAAGUGUAAUGUUGUGCUCCCUAAUGCCUUUGAAGGGCAUCCACAGCCCCAGAGUCUUUAUAAAGAAGCUUCCAAAAGCCUUUUUUGACCUAAAAAUACUGAAACUCUUAGGCCUCUGACAUAUUUGAAGAACCAGAGCGCCUGGCUGGGAGGUGAGGGCAGCCCAGAGAACUCCCUGCUGCGCCUCAGCUGGAGGACCUACAUCACUCACUCACAGAGCAGUGGCAUCCUUGGAGCAUUGCCACCUCCUUCCUGAGUCAGGAGGCCACAGGUCAUCAACCUGUUUGUUCCUCCUGCUCAGUUUUAUGAAUGUUUAGGGGACUGGGUUUUUUCCGCUCCUUGUCCCACCUUUCUCCAGAGGAGACAGUAAGCCUUGGGCUAAGACUCUUCCCUCGAAGCUUACAUAAUCGCCUGGGGCAAAACUGAGAAUAGACAUGUCAUUUCUGUGAUGAAUGGUAAUCAGAAAGCUGUGGAGGGAAGGUGGUGCUUAAAAUUGUAUUUUAAAAGUUCUUGGCUGGGACUGCAUUUCUUGAGGGCCUUGAUCCCAUGCUGUGUUAAUGUGCUGUAAGAAAACACAGCGGCUCAAGACUUUUAUGGGGACAGAGGCAAAGGAAUAUCCCACUUCGGCAUCUCCUUUGAAUUUAAGCACCUCAGAUCUGUAUCCCUAAAUUUUGGGCAGUUUUGGCUAUGGGCACCUUUUGAGCUUGGUAGCACCAGAGAGAAGCAACAAAUCAAGCCAUUUGAGAGGUGGCCACUUCACUACCGAGAAACAUAUUAUGUAGGUGAUGCCCAAAUUCCCAAGCUAUGCAGCCUGCUAGACUUAAGACAUGGUCAGUUUUCUCUGUAAGGGUCAAAGCACAAGAAGGCAUGCCUCAAGCAUUUAAUCUAGCACCUCUACAUCAGAUUUUCUUCUUUUUUUGGGCCUUCAGCCUGCCCUGAGUUAGUUGUUGUUACUGGUCCAUCCUCCUGCCUGUGGAAGGGCAGAAUCUUGUGCCCUUCCUCAUGUGGCCUUCAAUGUCAGUCUGAUGCUUUGCUGAGGUGUCAGUUUUCUGCUUCUGGACCCUGUACAGAGAGCAAUUAGCUUACUUUCACAGCCUGUCUGUCUUUUUUUUUUUCCCCUCCUUUUUUUUUCUUUUACUGAAAGGUACAACUCCUGAACUGCAGCUUCUAACAUGUGUGCGUCGCUCUCGAUAAGAUCUUGCUGACCCUGGAAGAGACUUUACAAAAGAAGGAAUUAUUUUGUUGAAUCAGUAUGAUUCAUGAGUAUUGAAACAUGGACAAAGAUCCUAGCAGGGGAAAUAGAAACCUGAUACAAGGAAAAGAUAUGCUGUUUGGGUACACAAAUUGGAAAUGCUGAGAUCCUUGUUACAGCUCUGGAGAAACUGGACCAGGUUAACCAUAUGAUCCAAGACAUAAUGGAGUGUGCACAUUAAUUUUGAAGACCUCACUAAAUCAGCAUCUUGAAACGUGAAACAGAUGUCCUGAGAUUGAGUAUUCAUCUUUGUCUCCAAUAGGUUUUAUACUAGCCUAGCUAGUGUUACAGAAGUUGGUGAAGCAACCAUCUUUCACUUAGUAUCAGCAGCAGACACACUAUAUGACAUCUGUAAAUUAACUUAAGAAACAGAUUCAUCUAAGAAGAGGAAAUUUUCUGACACAGGAUACAGGCAAGGGAAAAGAAAAGCACAGAACUGAGCAGAAAGUCAGACCUACUGUAAAUAAGCAUGGCCCUGAGAAAAAGCCCAGAGGAGCAGACUUGGAAACACACUGUCUGGGAAAGACUUGGUAGAAGCACAGAAACGGUCUUUGUUUUCUUAAUCCCUCCAGGGCUCAGAAAUUUUGUGAGGAACAGCAUUGCAUCCAUUUGUCCCAAGCAGAGCAGCUUGCAAAACUUCCACAUUUUUGGCCAGAAAGAGUCUUGGAUUUACUGUUUUGCAGCUGCUGUGGGACCAGGUUUUUAGACAUUUUAUAAUUGCAUCCUUUUUUCCCCCCCAAUUUAUUCCAUUUUAUCAGGUUGGUGGAGGACUGGUACAUACCAUCACUCCUCUGCCAGGCAGGAACAGAUGAGAAGCUUUGCGGGUUGCUGUCCUGUUGAGCAAGAAACCUGUGCUGCAGAAUUUUCUGAUUUUUUUAUUUAAUUUCUUUGCUUUACCUGCACACACUGUGUAUGUAGAUACAGACAGAAAACAGAUCUCAAGAAAAUACCUUGUCAAACUAUGUGCAACCAACAGCACCACAUGUUCCAUCGCUUAUUUAACCUUGGUAGAGACUGAAGAGAAUGAAGGUUAAAAUGCAGAUGUGUAUAAGAUUACGUAGUAGCAGUAUAUUUACAGUCUUUUCUACUAUAGACAAGACAAUUUCUGUCUAAAAUAUUUUUAAUCACUUGAAAGCUAUGGCAGAAAAAGAAAAAAAAGACAUUUUUAUGUCUUUCUGGUCUUACCCAGUUUAGACGCUUUCUUUUAUUCACUGUUUUAUUUAUUUACAUUGUAUUAGACAGUUCCAAUGUUUUCUCUCAAUUUUCCUGUUUCUUAAUGUUCCUAACAAAUACUCCAGCAAUAAAAGAUACAUGUACA